Molecule: messenger RNA, 2151 nt
Organism: Rattus norvegicus (Norway rat)
Lineage: Eukaryota; Metazoa; Chordata; Mammalia; Rodentia; Muridae
Source: RefSeq, a predicted model, not a curated record
ACCUCAGACGGCCUGGCUGGGACUAGAUGGACAAAACUCAAAAGCCCACUUAUCAAUAUGCCACAUGCAGGGCAGAAACUUGCACACAUGUGCGCCUCCCCCAGGGGCUGAGGCCAAGCCAAGUAUCCCGCAUCAGCGGAUGAAUAGCUGGUCUGUCUUGCAGCAGCGCUGUCUCCCACCUCAGAAGAGCUGGAAGCACAGACUGCCCUGCUAAGAGCCCACGCAAACUACAGGCACUCGGCGGGUGGCAAGUGGCCCAAGGACAGCAAGAUGGAGUCAGACCGAGAAAUCAUCCACCUUCAACACAGGCACUCCACACCCGGAGGGAACCAGAGGCACAUCAACCUGAACCAUUAUGCCACCAAGAAGAGUGUGGCAGAGAGCAUGCUGGAUGUGGCUCUCUUUAUGUCCAAUGCCAUGCGGCUGAAAUCAGUCCUGGAGCAAGGGCCAUUCUCGCAGUACUACACCACCCUCCUCACCCUCAUCAGCGCCUCCCUGCUCCUGCAAGUGGUCAUUGGCAUCCUUCUUGUGGUCAUCGCCAGGCUGAACCUGAAUGAGGUAGAAAACCAGUGGCGUUUAAACCAGCUCAACAAUGCUGCCACCACCUUGGUCUUCAUAACUGUGGUCAUCAACAUUUUUAUCACUGCUUUUGGGGCACACAAGACAGGUUCCGUGGCUGCCAGGACCUCCAGCAAUCCUAUUUAAUGUCCACCUAGGUCCCAGGUGAGGAGGACGACCAGAUCCCAGGGCUCACAACUGACUUUCUCUGGCUCUGGAGGUGGGAGUAGGAGGGGUCUCCCUCCCCCACACCAAGGGGGAAGGUCUAUAUGCCUGUGGGCAAGGGAGUCCUUACAGAAUUGACGGGCCUCUGACAGUACACACAUGAUGGGGGAUGGGGUACAUGUGUAAAUCUCCCAUGAUGCAUGUACCAUGAAUGGUUGUGUUACAUCCACGAGCUAUGCAUGUAGCUUGAGUGCCAGGUUACAGGCUCAAGCCUACACGUGCACACUGAAUGUUGGUACAAGUGUUCACCUCCAACAGAAUUUUCACAAUUGGUGCUGGUUUAAGGCAUGGGCCUCGCCCAGGAUUUGCACCAUGAGUGGCAUGUUAUAGGCUCGAGCCUCCCACAGUACAUUUGCAAGUGCUGGUAUAAAGGAAUAGGGCUGCCACAGCAAAUAAGUCAUGAGGGAUAGAGGUGUAGGCCUCCCUAGGUGUACCCUGAGUGCUGGGUUAUAGGUAUGAGCCUCCCACAGUCAGUACCUGUAUCGUGAGGGGGACUAUGUGAAACCCACCCUGAGACCUUUGCUCUGAAGGGGUGACUGUCCUUCAGUUGUUGCAGUUUGCUUUCAGGGUCUCUUGUAACCCAAGCUAGACUUAAGCUUCCUGUGUAGCCAAAGAUGACAGGUGUGCCACACCCUGCCGUUUUUAAGGCAGACCCCCCCCCUCCACCCAUAGCUUGGGAUGGAGUGGAGGGCCAGUGUGGUUAGUGGCCGUUGUGGCCUGUUAGCAGGAAAAAGAUGGAGCUGUGGUUUCUACUUGGUGUUGUCUUACAGCACAGUACAUCCUCAAUACUUCCUAGGAACAGGCUGGAAACUGCACUUGAGGGUGUUUGAAGUCACCCCAUUCUUUUUUUUUUUUUUUUUUUUGGUUCUUUUUUUGGAGCUGGGGACCGAACCCAGGGCCUUGCGCUUCCUAGGCAAGCGCUCUACCACUGAGCUAAAUCCCCAACCCCGAAGAAGUCACCCCAUUCUUUGCUUACAUUAACUGGUGGGUGCAAAUCCAGAAGGGCCUCCCCACCCCACCCCCAACCUCCUUAUUACCUUUUGUCUGCUUUUCCUGCAGGAGCUGGGUCUAAAGCCACUUCAGCCUUUGUUUCUGACCUGUCAGGCUAACUAGCACUUCCAACAGCCUCCUGGAGAGCUUCGGGGACAAUGGAGAUGCCCCUGCCUCUCACCCACAGCACCAGAGUUAAGGUUCGCCCCUUUACUGGGUGACAUAAUUGCAUCUUGGUCUGGAGGCCUGAGCUUCUUCCACCAACAGUAACUCCGUCUGCUGAGGCAGCAUCCGGGCACUCUGGUUGCACUGCACUCCUUCCCUCCAUAUUCCCUUUCUGCAAAAUGGAAUCUAUCUAUAAAGGUAUCUGAAAAUCCA